Penicillium coprophilum is the source of this 1137-nucleotide messenger RNA. RefSeq names its product SUR7/PalI family protein. Gene Ontology annotation, cellular component: cell cortex of cell tip; plasma membrane. Bases 1 to 1137 code for a protein of 378 amino acids. The record is from RefSeq and is a predicted model, not a curated record. Gene Ontology annotation, biological process: transmembrane transport; fungal-type cell wall organization. Lineage: Eukaryota; Fungi; Ascomycota; Eurotiomycetes; Eurotiales; Aspergillaceae. The transcript is spliced from 2 exons.
AUGCAUGGGAAUGGCAAGCGGAAGCUUCCCUUUUUCAAGUCCACGACCCCAAUUGACCGUCAGCGCAAAUCCAAUGUCCACUGGCAUCGGGUGUUCCGGUCGCUGUUGUACUUGAUCGCUUGGGUCUUUUUAUUGUUGGUAGUCAUUGGCAACAUCUCCAAUAAACCAGUCCUACGCAGUACCUAUUUCCUUUAUCUCGACCUUUCCAAUAUCAUCCCAGUCUCUAUUCCAAAUGCCGUCCUUAUCAACUCCAUCGCCCAAACAAUUGGUUUGCACGACUUCUACCAGGUCGGCUUAUGGAACUUCUGCGAAGGAUACAAUGGCCAGGGCAUCACCCACUGCUCCAAGCCGGAGACUCUGUAUGCCUUCAACCCGGUUGAUAUCAUCCUGAGCGAGCUGCUGUCGGGCGCAACAAUCGCUCUCCCAGCCGACAUCCAAAGCCCAUUGAAACUAGCACGCGUCGCUUCCCACUGGAUGUUCGGACUCCUCUUUUCCGCAGCCAUCCUCAACUUCGUUAUGAUAUUCGUGAGCCCUCUCGCCGUAUCCUCGCGACACCCACGAUAUAUCAAGGCCUGGGCCGCAGGAUACAAUGGCGCGCACCCGCCCGCGGGGAAGCCACCUCACCGCCGACGGACCUUCUUCUGGCUCCGCGCUCUGCCGAUGAUGAUUUUGACAUUUUUCACCGCACUGAUCACAAUCGUCGGGUCAGCCGUCGCGACGGUCAUGUUCGUGAUCUUCGCCAAUGUCUUCUCAAACGCAGACCCGAGCAUCAACAUCCAGGCGCAUGUUGGCACCCAGAUGCUUGUGUUUAUGUGGAUUGGUUCGGCGUUCAGUCUGCUCGCAUUCAUUAUUCAGAUUGGCUCUUGCUGCGCGGCCUGCUGUCGUGGCCGUAAGGCUCGCAAGCAGCUCAAGUCGCAGGGUAUCAAGUGGCACGAGAAGAGGGCGAUUAGCCCGGAUGCGACCGAGCAGCGCGGUGUCUCGUCCUGCAGAGAUUCUACUGUCCCUGCCGAGGAACGUCGUCUCACUUCCAAUGGUCAGGCGUUCUCGAAUGAGCAUGAGCAGAAGUUGGGCAAUGGGUAUCCUUCCAACCACCAAUACUCUGACUCUUCGACCGAACCUCAUGCACUCUCGAAGUAA